ACUGAUGAACAACGCGGUUUUUUCGGCAAAAUUAUGGAGAACGUGCGCGAUCACGUAGACGUGAGGCUCGUGACGCGUUGGGACGGAAGAUAUGGCGCGGAGGCGCUGAUCGCGAAACCGAACUUCCACAGCAGGAGCGUCUUCGACGAGAAUCUCAUGGCCGAAAACUCGUUGCGCAAACUCGAAGUUAAGUUUAAUCCUACAUAUUACCGAUAUGGCCCAGGCGUACUUGCUCAACGCAUCGAUGACGGUGAGUAUGUAGUGAUGAUCUCUGUUGAAACUCGAGUACGGACGCAUCUCGACGAUAUCAGCCUAUCACAGAUCGUCGUAUCCCCGAAUUACGACACGUCUUCGCGGAAAAUUUCUCCUCGCCGGAGCAUGCAAUUCCUCAAUGAGUCGUCGCCUCUCGGAGCUAACAUUUUUUUCACAUACGAGUGGAGCGAUGAUGUUAAUGUACUUGUAUCCCUUGUUGUCCAUAAUGGGAUUAUAGGCGCUGUGACAACGACUAUGCAUUCGUUGUUAACAGUAUACUUUCAUACGUUUGUUUGUCAUCUUCGGUGA
Molecule: messenger RNA, 561 nt
Organism: Pogonomyrmex barbatus (red harvester ant)
Lineage: Eukaryota; Metazoa; Arthropoda; Insecta; Hymenoptera; Formicidae
Source: RefSeq, a predicted model, not a curated record